AUGGCGGACAAGGCAGAAGAAAUGAAAUGUUCCUCUGAACUUCAGUACUUUCGAGAGGAUUCUGGAGUUACAGAUGUAAUUCUCACGGUGGAAGACAAAGAGAUCCAUGUGACAAAAGUAAUUCUCAUGCGUUCUUCUCCUGUUUUCCGGGCCAUGUUUACUGAUGAUUUCAAAGAGAAAAGCGAAAGCAGAGUUACCUUUCCAGGAAAAUCCUAUGAAGAUUUUGUACUGUUUCUACGAAGUUUUUAUCCUGGGGAACUUUUGGAGCUUAACGUUUCUGUAAUAGAGAGAAUCUUACCUCUGGCAAGAGAGUAUGGAAUGGACGCUUUGAUGAAAAGUUUCCAUGAGAGGCUUUUGGUAGAUGCAGAAUCUCAAACAAAAGACGUUUUCUUCCAUUUAAAAUGUUUUUAUAUCGCUGCAGUUUACAAUUUUGAUGAGCUUUACAAUAGAAUGCUGGAGAAUCUGAGGUCCGUUGCUGUUAACACCUAUAAGAACCGAGAAAGCUUCAAAAUGCUUCUGCCAGAGGACAAGGCCCAGUUAUACGAAAAACGCUGUGAAUUUGUUGAAAAACAUAAUUCGAAUCUCCUGAACAAAAUGUCAAGAAUUAAAGAGAACUUGGACUCAUUUGAAAUCUGGUGUGAAAAAUGUGGCAAAUGCAUGUACAUUUCCAGAAAAGACAAAAUAUGGAUUUGGGGAUGA
Saccostrea cuccullata (small rock oyster) is the source of this 699-nucleotide messenger RNA. RefSeq names its product BTB and MATH domain-containing protein 36-like. The record is from RefSeq and is a predicted model, not a curated record. The transcript has 2 exons. The coding region runs from base 1 to 699 and encodes 232 amino acids. Gene Ontology annotation, molecular function: protein binding. NCBI's taxonomy places the organism in Eukaryota, Metazoa, Mollusca, Bivalvia, Ostreida, Ostreidae.